AAUGCAACUACUCUUCCACCAACUGUACUAACUACAACAGAUGGCAGCAUAACCCCAGAGAGCACCAGUUCAGCCCAAAUAGCUACUCCUGUCCCACCAACCCCAUUACCUAAGAACAACACUUCAACAAAGAGUUUUCUUACCUGUGGUAAACCCAAUCCGAAAAAACAACUUAACCGGAUUUACGGGGGUCUUAAAGCUAUUCCUGGAGCCCGUCCAUGGCAAGUAUCUGUACAGGUUAAGCCUAAAGGAUCCAGCCAACAGUACAGACACAUCUGUGGAGGCACCCUUAUCAAGACUUGUUGGGUGCUGACCGCUGCACACUGCAUUGAUAAAAAGCAUGACUACAGAGUUAUAUUGGGAGGACUAAAUCUGAUACAAAAGGAGCAAACAGAUCAGACUGUACUGGUGGAGGACACUAUCAUCCAUGAGAAGUUUAAGGAAACCCCUGACGUCGUCUACAAUGAUAUUGCUCUAUUAAAACUGAAAGCUACUAAUGGAAAAUGUGCGAAGGAAACUCAGUUUGUGAAGGCCGCCUGCUUGCCCAAAGAACCUUUUACAGAUGGAACAGAAUGCAGUAUUUCUGGGUGGGGAGCCACAGAGACGUCAGAGCAUGGCUCUGUGCAUUUGCUUGAUGCACAGGUUUUGCUGAUUUCUCAGGAGGUUUGUUCAAGCAAUAAAGUAUAUUCUUCUUUGCUGGAUGAUGGCAUGUUUUGCGCUGGCUAUCUUAAGGGAGGAGUGGACUCCUGUCAGGGUGACUCUGGUGGGCCUUUAACCUGUGAGAGAAAUCAAACACACUAUAUCUAUGGUAUAGUGAGCUGGGGAGACAGCUGUGGGGAGAAGAACGAGCCUGGUGUCUAUACCAGAGUCCUUAAAUAUUUGGAUUGGAUCAAUGAAAAAAUUGGUGGGACACAGUAGCAUGUCUAUGAAAGAUUCUGUUGUGUACUCUGAUCUACCAGCAAUGCUUUGUACAUAUGCGCAUUGCAGAGUUUCUGAAAGACUUCUGAAAUAAAUGUGUCUCUGUUUCCCCACAAUAUUAAACAGUACAACUGUUUACAACAUUGAUAAUAAUAAAAAAAAAUAUUUCUGAAGGAUCAUGUGACACUGAAGA
This is a messenger RNA of Sinocyclocheilus grahami, 1111 nucleotides long. RefSeq names its product hyaluronan-binding protein 2-like. The record is from RefSeq and is a predicted model, not a curated record. The annotation marks the transcript as partial. Gene Ontology annotation, molecular function: serine-type endopeptidase activity. The transcript has 6 exons. NCBI's taxonomy places the organism in Eukaryota, Metazoa, Chordata, Actinopteri, Cypriniformes, Cyprinidae. Gene Ontology annotation, biological process: proteolysis.